Messenger RNA from Ascochyta rabiei, 1086 nucleotides. RefSeq lists its product as uncharacterized. NCBI's taxonomy places the organism in Eukaryota, Fungi, Ascomycota, Dothideomycetes, Pleosporales, Didymellaceae. The coding region runs from base 1 to 1086 and encodes 361 amino acids. The record is from RefSeq and is a predicted model, not a curated record. The transcript has 3 exons.
AUGAGCACCUACUCGACUGCACCUGUGCUGGCAUGUAAUGCGAGCGUCAUACCAUUCCCUGCACUUUGCUAUAACCACCCAUCCACCACUGUUCGAAACAUCGACUUCUGUAACAUCACAAUCACCUAUACGCAUCCUGGCCAUCACGAUACAAUCAAAGUAGAGGCAUGGCUUCCAACGAAGACUUGGAAUGGACGGCUGCAGGCCGCUGGCGGUGGCGGAUGGGUUGCGGGCCGCUUCCCACUGACGGACAUCGGAGUGGCUGGUGCAGUCGGUGAAAGCUAUAUUGCAACAACCAGUGAUGCUGGGAUUGGAUUGAGCUAUGUACUAGAUCCCUGGGCAUUGACGAGCCCAGGGAACAUCAACUUGUAUGAUCUGCAAGACUCCGCGUUUGUAGCACUGAACAACCAGGCUCUGCUCGCCAAAAACCUCAUCAAAGACUUCUACGGCCGACCGGCGGAUUUUUCAUACUGGACUGGCUGCUCGCAAGGUGGCAGACAAGGCUUUACGCUUGCUCAGCGGUAUCCAUACGCAAAUGAUGGCAUCGCGGCAGCAGCGCCGGCAUUCAACUGGGCACAGUUUGUCCCUGCGGUAUCCUGGGCACAAACUGUGAUGACCACCACCGGUCAAUAUCCACCGAAGUACGAGAUCGAUGUACUGACUGACGCCGUAGUCGCUGCUUGCGAUCCACUAGACGGCGUUGCAUAUGAUCUCAUCAGCGAUGUCUCGAAGUGCACUUUCGAUCCCUUCACGCUGGCCGGAAAGUCCGCACACUGCGCUUCCACGAAUAUAACAACCAUGAUCAGCAAUACUGCCGCUACAAUCGCAAACCUAACAUGGACAGGUCCUCAGCAAUCCAACGGGCACUUCCUUUGGUACGGUGUGAACUACCAAGCGCGUCUCGCCGCCUCAGACGCACAGUCAGGCACUACAUCAGACCUUGGUUACACCUCCACGUCGUGUGAUGCGAACGGUACGUGCAUUGAUCUGCCGACAGGACUCGGCGAACUUCAUAAAGAAGCAUCCAGAAUGGAACUACACCCAGAUUCAAAGCGAGGAAGAUUAUACACGUCCGUUCCAUGCUAG